AUGGCUGCAGACAUCGGCAAGAUCGAGGCGGGGAAGUUGUUCAACGUGAAUGGCCUCGUUGCUGUGAUCACUGGAGGCGGAUCCGGCCUGGGUCGAAUGAUGGCGAGGGCACUCGCUGCCAAUGGCGCCGCGAAGGUCUUUAUUAUCGGCCGCCGUGAAGCAUCGUUGAAGGAAACAGCGGACUCCGUUCCUGGGGGCAUUAUCAUCCCCCUGGUCGGCGAUGUCAUGUCGAAGCCUUCGCUACAACAAUGUGUCGACAAAGUCAAAGCCGAGGUCGACGCUAUUGAUGUCCUCGUGGCCAACUCGGGAAUAUCAGGACCUUCCGUGAAGACCGUCGACUCAAAUAGACAACCGAUUGGCAUUGACCAGGUGAUCCAGAAUAUGUGGGCUCCUGAACACGAGGAUGUCAACUCGACAUACGGGGUCAACGUCACCGGCGUCCACUUUACCAUCGCUGCCUUCCUACCACUUCUCGACGCCGCGAACAAGAAGCGGCCACAACCACCGACGGAAGAAAACUUCAAGCCGCGGCCACAGAUCAUCACCACAAGCUCCAUUGGAGGAUAUGGUCGUUAUCCUUUGGGAAAUCUCUCUUAUGGGCCUAGUAAGGCAGCCGUCAGACACAUGAGCAAGCAACUCUCCACCGUUCUUGUUAGCUACGACAUCAGAGUCAAUGUCAUCGCGCCGGGACUCUAUCUUUCAGAAAUGACCGAAGACAUGUACAAGUCGCUGGGCAGUUUCGAAAGUCACAAUGUCGAGGGCACCUUCCCGAAGGAAAUGAUUCCUGCCACGAGAAGCGGAGACGAGCAGGACAUGGCCGGUGUCAUUCUUUGGCUUUGCAGUCGUGCUGGGGCUUACAUCAACGGAUGUACGGUGGUGACGGAUGGUGGACGACUUGGUAUUUUACCAUCCUCGUAUUGA
Molecule: messenger RNA, 921 nt
Organism: Exophiala spinifera
Lineage: Eukaryota; Fungi; Ascomycota; Eurotiomycetes; Chaetothyriales; Herpotrichiellaceae
Exons: 3
Coding region: 1-921 (306 amino acids)
Source: RefSeq, a predicted model, not a curated record